GAAGACAGUUCUUCGCGAGGUUUAGGCAAGUGCAUCCGCCUAGGAGGUAGGCAGAAAAAGUCUGUCACUUUCCGCCCCUGCAGCCGAAAGAGGCAAAGUUUCGGCCUUUCCCCCUCGCCCGGUCCGCACCUGAACGACGUCGGCUCCGUUGUUAUCGUAGACACGUGUGCUCCUCGUGCGGGACGGAAGGAAAGGGGGAAGGGGGCGCGAACUCGCAUUCUCCCCCCGAAAAAGUUUUUGCUGGAGCCGGCCCGGCCGGCCUUGUCACGAACUUGCGCUAAACUCAAGUUUCUGCGGACUCAAUACAAGUAGACUGGAUCCACGCUUAUCUCCUAUCAUCGCCCCCGGACUUCCGGUGAGAGUGUAUCAAGCUCAAGGGCACUUCCCUUCCCGCGGCUCUCCGUCCACCUCCUGUCCUGUCGAUACUGCGUGCUGCGCCUUCCCUGCCAAUAAGCUGCGUCUUGCGAAUACCAUCGUUAUUGGCAGGCCAAAUGAAAGCAGAAGACGUCCGCGGCAAGCGUGGAUCCUUUGAAUGGAUCUUGUCAGUUUCACAUCCAUGGAGUGAAACUCUUUGUUGUCGCGCUUUUAUAUGAUCGAGUGUUGGGUCAUUAUCAAUUAGCUCAGUCAGUUAUGACGCUAUUGGGCUGAUAAUUAUGCGUGUUGUCGAUAUUGGGGAGUAUUGGUUAUGGCGGGAACUAAACUCUCAGAUAAACAUCAGGAGGAGUUGAAGAAAGCUGAUAUUAGAGGUCCAGGUGCUGUCCUUCAAGUUUCAGAAUUUGGCCUUUUGCGGAUAGGCUCGUUGAAUUCUGCUGAAGCUGACUCACUAUCAACCUCUGCAGCAGCAACUGUUUUAAACCCAGGAUUUACAACUGCUCUCGAAUCAGAAAACUCACUUGAAAAAUGGAAACGUCUUUCUACGGGAUGUCAUAUCCUGGACCAUGCAUUAGGAGGAGGGUUUCCAGCACGAGGCAUAACAGAGUUGGCAGGUGAAAGUGGGUGUGGUAAGACACAAUUGUGUCUUCAGCUGUGUUUAGGUGUCCAGUAUUCUCAGUCUCAAGGUGGCUUCAAUUCAGGUGCAGUAUACAUAUGCACAGAAGAUUCCUUCCCAACAAAUCGUCUUCAGCAACUAUUUCACACAUACUCACGAAGGAGAGGAGUUUGUGGUAGUGCCAAAAACUUUGGAGAUAAUAUAUUUAUUGAACACAUCGCUGAUGCUGCAGGAAUGCGACAAUGUGUUUUGGGACGUCUCCCUAAGCUUAUGACCAGUCAGAGAGUGGGCUUGAUUGUGAUAGAUUCUGUUGCUGGGAUAUUUCGUUCUUCCUAUGAGAACAAUGAAAUAAGAAACCGAGCUGAAGAUAUGAGAGUUGUAGCAGGGCAAUUGCAUAAAAUUGCAGCAGAGUAUGGAGUGUGCAUCAUCUGUGUAAAUCAAGUUACUGCAUCAGAUGGCCCUGAACGAUGUAUACCUGCUCUUGGCUUAGCUUGGUCCAACCUAGUGACAACACGGAUCCAACUGCAUCUUAUGGAACCAAAUGGGAUAGAUGGUGCACCCCACAGGUCUCUACAGGUCGUAUUUGCUCCAGACUUACCUGAAGCAACAGUACCCUAUACUGUUUCUGAAGCAGGUGUAUUUGGUUUGUCAUGAGAAAGAUAUGCUUAUGCUUAAAAUUUUAAUGUUACCAGAGUUAUUUUUUAAAUAUUAAUUUGAGGGCAAAAAAUAUCUUAGGGAUUGACUGUAAACACCAUCAUGAAAUAAAACAUAACUAACUACUGUAA
This is a messenger RNA of Thrips palmi, 1773 nucleotides long. Its product is annotated as DNA repair protein XRCC3. The record is from RefSeq and is a predicted model, not a curated record. Gene Ontology annotation, biological process: telomere maintenance via recombination; resolution of mitotic recombination intermediates; t-circle formation. Bases 686 to 1642 code for a protein of 318 amino acids. NCBI's taxonomy places the organism in Eukaryota, Metazoa, Arthropoda, Insecta, Thysanoptera, Thripidae. Gene Ontology annotation, cellular component: replication fork; Rad51C-XRCC3 complex. Gene Ontology annotation, molecular function: ATP binding; ATP hydrolysis activity; four-way junction DNA binding. The transcript is spliced from 5 exons.